AAUCUGGUCACGUCUAUGGAGUACAAAUUGGGUGCACCGGGCCAUCGCUUUGGAGAAGGCCUCACAGGCGGACUUCUCCAAGGCAGAUUGCAACUGGGACGAAGGUCAAUCAGAACAAGGAGAUGAGAUAGUGGAGAGAGGAAUAAACAAGACCAACGCGAGUCUCGGAAAGGAACAAUAA
Molecule: messenger RNA, 181 nt
Organism: Acaulospora colombiana
Lineage: Eukaryota; Fungi; Glomeromycota; Glomeromycetes; Diversisporales; Acaulosporaceae
Source: the annotation of a GenBank genome assembly